GGAACUGCUGGGAGAAAAACUGACUCACAGAUCUCUUCUUCACCUUCACUGCGGGAACAUUAAGCUUCAUGUCGGCGUUGACAGUGCAGCAGCAGCAACAAUGAAUUUUGACAGCCUACUCUCGGAAAUAAAUGGAUUUGGAACAUUUCAAAUCCGCCUGGUGUUGAUUCAGGCCUUGUCUCGAGUCACGCUGCCCUGCCACUUUUUGCUGAAUAACUUCAUGGCAGCGGUUCCCGAUCACCACUGCAACGUCCUGGACGAUGGAGGCCUCUUCGGGAACUUAACGCAGGAACAGAAACUAUCUUUUGGGAUUCCAGCGGAGCCGGACGGGACCCCGAGCUCCUGCCAGAUGUUUACAAAACCCCAAUAUGAACAUCUGGCAGGUUUCAACAGCAGCGACGAGGCUUUCACUGUCCAGUGUCAGAACGGAUGGGUGUACGACAACAGCACAUAUCAAUCCACUUUGGCCACAGAGUGGGAUCUGGUGUGCAGCAGGAAGGGGCUGAACAAGGCAACAGCCACCAUCUUUUUUAUCGGUGUGAUGCUCGGAGCACCGUUAUUUGGGUUCCUGAGUGACAGAAUGGAAGUAGUCAUCACAUCAACUAGUUCCUGAGCAGUGUCCUUCACAUGCUGAUACACAAGAGAGGGAGUUACACAGUCACAACAUGGAGGAAUAACGGGUCUUGUAGGUAUUCAUACAU
Messenger RNA from Notothenia coriiceps (black rockcod), 701 nucleotides. RefSeq names its product solute carrier family 22 member 7-like. Lineage: Eukaryota; Metazoa; Chordata; Actinopteri; Perciformes; Nototheniidae. Bases 101 to 613 code for a protein of 170 amino acids. The record is from RefSeq and is a predicted model, not a curated record. The transcript is spliced from 4 exons.